CAUAAUUGUGUGACACCCUCACCCAUAAUUUCCUGAAACUGUGAAAGUUUAAAUCAAUAAAAAAAAUCUAAAAAUAUGCUUAAGCAGAUAUCAAAAUUAUUUAAAAAAAAUCAAACUCUGCCAAGUCGUCUUUUUAGCAAAACAAGGUGGAUGAGGUAAUUUUUUUUUAUUGGACCAACUUCUGUUGGUGAGAGGGACAAGCUUUUGAGCUUGCACAGAGCUCUUCAAGUCUGGGAAACUAACUCUGAGUAUCACUGAGGACAAGGUGAAACAGAUUGUUAACUACUUAUGCUAAACACACAUUUCAAGGGACCACUCAAGGUGAAGUGGCCUGUUAACACCUCUCUAAUCAGAGGGAGGAAACGGGGAGAAAGCAACUAGGGGGUUGUAAGAGCAUUAUAGAUUAUUGUAAUAAGCUAUAAAUCCAGUGUCUGUAUUCGGUCCAUGUCUAGCAAAGUUAUGAAUUUAAGGUCCCAGGCUCAUCUUUUGAAAGCGUUGUGCUGUUUUCCUUUGUGGAUGACGAUUGAUAGGUCAGGGAUCAUUAUCAGUCCUCGUCCUCAAAGGAAAACUACACAACACUUCAAAAGAUGAGCCUGGGACCUUAAAUUCAUAACUUUGCCAGACACGUAGGCCUGGUCUACACCUCAGAGUUAGGUCGACGUAAGGCAGCUUACAUUGACCUAAUUAUAUCAGUGUCUAUGCUACAGUCUUGCUCCCACCGAUGUAAGUGCUCUACUACAUAAUACUACUGACAUAAAAUCACUCCACUUCCAUGAGAGGUGUAGGGUUUAUGUUGGUAUAGUUAGGAUCACACAGUGUCCCUGUAGACAUUGCGGGUUACUUACAUUGGCUGCCAUUCUUGUCAAUUUCACAACUCCCUGUUGGAGCUGUGAAAUUGGUAAGAAAUCCCAGCUCACAGCUUGGGCUAUCUCCCUGGGUGGGUGGGGAGCUCCAGCUAGAGCCUGGUCAUCCAGGCUCCUGGCUCCCCGCCAGGCUACCGGCUCCCCGCAAGGGCAGCUGGCCCCCGGUGGGCAGUGGCAUGCAGAGCUGGGAGCCCGUGCUCUCAGCCCCCAUCAUUGCCCCUCUUAAGUCGGUGGAAGCACUCCUGGUGAGGACAUGCGUGCACCACCAGUAGAAAAGGUAGUGUGGACAUGAACCACUGCAGUAAUUAUUGCGAUGGCUGUAAGUCAACCUAUAUUAGGUCAACUUAAGUUUGUAGCGUAGACAUGCCUAAAACUCAUGGACUGAAUAUAGACACUGGAUUUAUGGCUCAUUACAACAUUCUUUCCCUCCCCCCCCCUUUUCCUCCCUAUGACUGGAGGGGUGUUAACGGGCUACUUCAUUUUUAGUGGUCCCUUGUUCAGCAUAAGUAGUCAACACACAUUUCAGUCUGUUCCACCUUGUAUUUAGCAGUGACACUUGGAGGCUUGGUCUACACUACAUACAUACUUUGGUAUAACUACAUCUCUUGGGGUGUAAAAAAUCCACACCCCUGAGCAAUGUUGUUAUACUGACCUUAACUCCAUGUAGCAGUGGUGGGUCACCUGCGGCCUGUCCGGGUAAUUCAUUGGUGUGACGCCAGACAGUUUGUUUACAUUUGGGGCUGCCCGCAGUUCCCAGUGUCUGCGGUUUGCUGUUCCUGGCCAAUGGGAGCUGUGGGAAACGGCAUGAGCCGCAGAAACGUGCUGGCUUCUGCUUCACGCAGCUCGCAUUGGCCAGAAACGGUGAACUGCAGCCACUGGGAGCUGCGGGCAGCUGUGCAAAUGUAAACAAACUAUCUGGCGGCCUGCCAGUGGAUUACCCUGACGAGCUGCAGGUUGCCCACCUCUGCCAUGUAGACAGCAUUAUGUCUGCAGGAGAGCUCGCUCCCAUCCUCUUAGAGCAUCUUUCCCAGAUGUGCUGCAUUGGUGCACUAAUGUAAAUUUGUAGUGUAGACCUGCCCUGAGUUAGUUUCCCAGACCUGAAGAAGAGCUCUGUGUAAGCUCUAAUGAUUGUGUCUCUCACCAACAGAAGUUUGUCCAAUAAAAGAUAUUACCUCGCCCACUUUGUCUCUCUAAUAUCCUGGGACCACAACAGGGCUACAACACUGCAUACAAACUUAUAAUAGUUACUGUGCUGUUGAAAAUAAUUGUCUAAUAUUAAUCAGCAUGCUACAGUUCUCCUUUAAAUCAAUUCCAAACAUUGCUUUGAGCCGUAUAAUAACUUACCCAGCAAUAUAUGCUUGAUGUUUCAGUCAUGUUUAAAUACCUUCAGUUUGAUACUGGAUCACCAACACACUGACCCCAGGCAUGGAAUGCUCAUGGAAUGCUUAUAUGACAAAUGCUACUCUCAAUAUCAAAGCAUUCCAUGAGCAUUCCAUGCGUGAGGUCAGUGUGUUGGUGAUCCAGUAUCAAACUGAAAGUAUUUAAAGAUGACUGAAAUGUCAAGCUGAUUAAUAUUAGAUAAUUGUCAACAUUUAGGCCCUGUCUAAACUAUCAAGUUUACAGCCCUGUGCCGCUGUAAGAUCGCUUGUGUAGCUGAUCUAUGCUGACGGGAGAGAGCUCUCCCAUCAACAUAAUUAAACCACCUCAAAUGAGUGGUGGAAGCUAUGUUGUCAGGACAUAGUGCUGUCCACACAUGUGCUUCUGUCGAUGUAACUUAUGUCGCUCAGGGGGGUGUUUUUUCACACCCCUGAGCAACAUAAGUUAUACCGACAAAGGUGCUUGUAUAGACAUAUCCUUAAUCUUUUUCUGCUUUGUAGUCCGAAUAUUUUUGUGCAAUAACCAAUGAUUUAAUUUAUAGAUGGGUUGCAGUAGCAGGCAACCUACAUAUUUUAAGCAUUUGUGCCAUGAACACAUCAUCCGUUACGUAUUUCCUGCAGAAUUAAAUUUUAGAAAACCUUUUUGCUAAGGAGUAAAAAUAAUGUGAAAUUGAACCACUCUUUACUCAUGGCCCAUAAGUUAUUUAUAGAAAAAUAUAAUUUACUGAAAUCUAUAACUCAGUAACCAUACAUCAUUCAAUGCAAAUCAAUAUCCCUAAUUUGAGCUGUCAUCAGCCUGUAGUAAACUUGUAAUGUGUUAAGGGGGUCAUGGUAGGUGUGUGCAGCGUUUUCUCUCAUGCAGCCUUAUCCUUGGCAAUAUUUCAAAUGGUUCAGAAAUUUGUGAACACAAAUCUAUUGAGUUAUUUACAUUUGAUGCAUCUUGAAAUGUACAUUUUUUUUUUUUUAAAACACAGCAUGACCCCAGUGUCUGGUUUUCUUUCCUCCUAUGAAAGGUUGAAAUUAAUAAUGAAUUAAUAAAGUUUGAUUGUGUAAAUCGUGUCCUACAAAGUGGUUUUCACUGUAAGGAACCACAGAUACCCAUCUAGAGAGAAAACUGUCCUUGGACAUGUGUUACCUGCUGAACAACCUCAUUUAUGUACACAUGCUUCACUUUAUUCUUAUACUUCAAUUUAGAUCUGUAUUUUAUGUUUCUAGUUUCCAAGCCAGCACCUUAUUGGGAAGGAACAGCAGUAAUCAAUGGCGAAUUUAAAGAGCUGAAAUUAACAGAUUAUCAAGGAAAAUAUCUCGUCUUCUUCUUCUACCCUCUUGACUUCACAUUUGUGUGUCCAACUGAAAUUAUCGCCUUCAGUGACAGAAUUGAAGAAUUCAGAGCAAUAAACACUGAAGUGGUAGCAUGUUCUGUUGACUCACAGUUCACUCACUUAGCAUGGAUUAAUACUCCACGAAAACAAGGAGGACUUGGACCAAUGAAGAUCCCACUUCUCUCAGAUUUGACGCACCAGAUUUCAAAGGAUUAUGGAGUAUAUCUAGAGGACCAAGGGCACACACUUAGAGGCCUUUUCAUUAUUGAUGAUAAGAGGGUCCUUCGACAGAUAACAAUGAAUGACCUUCCUGUCGGAAGAUCAGUGGAUGAAACACUUCGUCUAGUACAAGCAUUCCAGUACACCGACAAACAUGGAGAAGUUUGCCCUGCUGGUUGGAAACCUGGCAGUGAAACAAUAAUCCCAGACCCAGCUGGAAAACUGAAGUAUUUUGAUAAACUAAACUGAAACUUGCUUCUACUGAGCUACACAAGUCACAUGCAACUUCAAGUUGUCAAUAAAAUUCCAUUAAUUUUGUUA
Dermochelys coriacea (leatherback sea turtle) is the source of this 4101-nucleotide messenger RNA. It is a transcript of the gene PRDX4, whose product is annotated as peroxiredoxin 4. Gene Ontology annotation, biological process: response to oxidative stress; cellular response to stress; cell redox homeostasis. Lineage: Eukaryota; Metazoa; Chordata; Testudines; Dermochelyidae. The record is from RefSeq and is a predicted model, not a curated record. The coding region runs from base 3394 to 4029 and encodes 211 amino acids. The transcript is spliced from 7 exons. Gene Ontology annotation, cellular component: cytosol; endoplasmic reticulum. Gene Ontology annotation, molecular function: thioredoxin peroxidase activity.